Molecule: messenger RNA, 843 nt
Organism: Puma concolor (puma)
Lineage: Eukaryota; Metazoa; Chordata; Mammalia; Carnivora; Felidae
Gene: ICAM4
Product: intercellular adhesion molecule 4 (Landsteiner-Wiener blood group)
Biological process (GO): cell-cell adhesion
Cellular component (GO): plasma membrane
Molecular function (GO): integrin binding
Source: RefSeq, a predicted model, not a curated record
AUGGGGUCUCUGCUCCCCCUCUCGCUGCUGGUUUUGCUGGCGGCUGCCUACCGGGGAGGCGGGAGCGCGCGUUGGCGCCGGGCUGCGCGGGCUCAAGGCCCCGGAGGCAACUCUCCGGAGCCCUCGGAGACCUCGGCGUCCUUCUGGGUGCGCGUGAGCCCGGCGUUCAAGGCCGUGCCGCCGGGGGGUUCGGUGUGGCUUAACUGCAGCAGCAGCUGCCCCCUGCCGGAGAAUUCCAGCCUCAGCACUCGGCUGCGGCGAGGCCGAACGCUUAGUGGGCCCGGCUGGGUAUCCUACGAGCUGUUGGAUGUGAGGGCCUGGAGCUCCGAGGUGCGCUGCUUCGUCACCUGCGCAGGAGAAACGCGGGGGGCCACGGCCAAGAUCACCGCCUACAAACAGCCGCACAGCGUGAUCCUGGAUCCCCCAGUCUUAGUGGGCAGUGAGUACACGCUGCGCUGCCACGUGACACACGUAUUCCCCGUGGGCUUCCUGGUGGUGACUCUGAGGCGCGGCGGCCGGGUCAUCUACUCUGAGAACCUGGAGCGCUUCACUGGCCUGGACCUGGCCAAUGUGACGCUGACGUACACGUUACCCGCUAGGCCCCGCGACUUCUUGCAGCCCGUGACCUGCCACGCACGCCUCAAUCUUGAUGGCUUGGUGGUCCGCAGCAGCUCGGCACCCAUGACGCUCACAGUCCUCGCUUGGAGCCCCGCGCCCAAGGUCUUGGCCUCCACCUCCAUCGCGGCCUUUGUGGGGAUCCUUCUCGUCGUGGGGGCCACCUACCUGCGAAAAUGGCUAUUGAUGCAGUCCCGGGGUGCAGAGGGGGUGGUCCAUGACCGCUGA